AUGCAGAUACCUCACAUUGAAAAGGUGGUCCUCAACAUAGGUCUGGGGGAGGAGAAGCAGAACCCCAGGGCCUUGGAGAGCGCUACCCGUGACAUUUCUCUAAUCUCCGCCCAGAAACCGGUUACAACCCGAGCGAGGCGUUCCAUAGCCGGGUUCAAGCUGAGACAGGGAGAGGCUAUUGGGACGUCGGUGACCCUCCGAGGGCAUCGCAUGUAUGACUUUAUUGACAGGCUGUUCAAUGCGGCCCUUCCUCGUAUCAGGGACUUCCGGGGUGUGCCUCGCAGGGCCUUUGACGGCAGAGGCAACUACUCUCUGGGGAUAAGAGAGCAGGUUAUCUUCCCGGAGAUAGACUACGGCCAGAUAGACCGUAUUCGAGGAUUCCAGGUGUCAUUUAUAACUACGGCAUCCACGGACCGGGAGGCCAUGCGCCUUCUGGAGCUUAUGGGGAUGCCCUUUGCCAGAGAUGGCUCUCAAGCCGGUGUGAACGGCAACGUUUAG
Messenger RNA from Geodia barretti, 498 nucleotides. The record is from the annotation of a GenBank genome assembly. NCBI's taxonomy places the organism in Eukaryota, Metazoa, Porifera, Demospongiae, Tetractinellida, Geodiidae.